GCUCCAAAAUUUUGGGAGAGCCAUUGCUUUGCUUGCUUGUACAAGAACCCCUCUUUUCAACUGAAAAACAAAUUAUAUUCAGUUGUGGAUCCAAUAAGAGUGGAUCAAACAGAAAGUUGCAAGUUGCAGCCUUGUCUCCUUUCUGGUGGACGAGAAGGGGGCUUUGCGAAUUGCAAUUUUGCAAUGCUUCUUGCUUGUGAUUGUGACGACGAUGCACAAACCGCAGAGAAUGGCAACGCCCCGAUGCUCAGCAACUACCGCGCCCAGCCUGCGCCACCGCUCGCCGAGCCCCUCCUCCUCGACAAGCCACAGCGCGCGCACUGGCUCAGGCAGCUCAAACCGUGGCGCCGCAAUGCCGCCGACGACCACCUCUCCGCCGGAAUCGCCAUCAACUGGAGCUCUGUGCGUUCGGCGACCAAGGACUGGAUCACCAACCCCAUGAACAUCGCCAUGCUCCUCUGGCUUCUCUGCGUCGCCGUCUCCGGCGCCAUGCUCGUCCUGCUCCUCCUCGGCCUGCUCGACGGGGCGUUCCCCACGCCGGCGGCGAGGAACCACUGGAUCGAGAUCAAUAACCAGGUUCUCAACGCGCUCUUCACGCUCAUGAGCCUCUACCAGCACCCCGUCCUCUGCCACCACCUCUUCCUGCUCUGCCGCUGGCGCCCCGCCGACGCCGCCGACCUCCGCGCCGCCUACUUCAAGGACGGCGCCGGCCCGCGCCACGGCGAGCGCGCCCACAUGGCCGUCGUGGUCGCGCUGCUCCACCUCACCGUCGCCUGCCAGUACGUGCUCUGCGGCCUGUACUGGGGGUACACCAAGAAGACGCGGCCGGAGCUCGUGGAGAAUGGGUUCUUCGUGCUCGGCGUCGUCGCGCCGGUCGUCGCCGUCGUGUACACCGUGUGCAGCCCGCUCGGAAAAGACAACUACGGCGAGCUCGCGUGCCCCAACGCCUUCGACUCGGUGAGCCAACACAAAUGCACGGGACACGCCGUGGUCGAGCCGGAGUGGGCCGGCGGCAUGUUCGACUGCGGCGGCGACGCGACGGCGUGGUGGCUCUCCCUGUCGUGCACCUUCUGCGCCUUCGGGUGGAACAUGGAGCGGCUCGGAUUCGGCAGCAUGUUCGUGCACACCGCCACGUUCGUGCUUCUGUGCUUCGCGCCGCUGUGGGUGAUGGGCGUGUCGGCGCUCCACAUCCACGACGUGGUCAUCGGCGACAUGGUCGGCGGCGCCGGGGCCCUGCUCUGCGUGUGCGGCCUGCUCUACGGCGGCUACUGGAGGAUCCAGAUGAGAGAACGCUUCGGGCUUCCGGCGAGCACGGCGUGCUGCGGCUCGCCGUCGGUGACGGACUACGCCCGGUGGCUCUUCUGCUGGCCGUGUGCGCUGGCGCAGGAGGUGCGCACGGAGAGCCUCUACCACAUCGAUUGCGAGACGUUCUACAAGAAGCUUCCUGUUGUCGAUGACGUUGAAGACGAGAAGAGGCUACCGUUGCUGGCGUCACACCAUGUCCAAUUCCAUGAACCACCGGACACGAUGAUCAUGGCAGCAUCAGAGGGAUCAAAUGAUCAUGUGGUGAUUGUUCAUGAGGAGAUGGUUCCACCGGCUGUACAGGUUGUGGUGGAGCAAGUCGUCGUUGAAGGUGAUAAAUCUGAAGAAGAAUGCAGUGCAGUUCAUGAUGAGAAGAUCAUGGGUUCGCCUCUUCCGGAAUCGGUGGUGAUUGUGGAUGAUGAUGAGAUACCGGCCAGUUUGUCGGAUGGAAGCUGGACGGUGGAGAAGGUGAAGAGACUGAUAAAUGUUGUCACUUUGGUUUCUUUGCUCAUUCUUCUCUACACCAGGGGAUUCAUUCGUUAGUGAGGCACAGAAAAUGCAUACAAAAGGCUACAGAUUCAAUAGCUACUUAGCUAGAUGACUGAAUUCUCUCAUCUUUCUCCAUUUCUUUUUGUUGGUUGUGAUCGAGAGGAAGUUCAUUCUUUGGAGUUUGGGUGUACAUAGGCAUACUGCUGGCAUAAAGAUGCCACAGGAUUUUGAAGGGAUUGUAUAUUUGUAAUCCGUUCCCAGCUGCAAUUGCACCUUGGAAAUAGUGAAUCUCUAAUGCAAUUAUAUCUCAUUAUUUCA
Oryza sativa Japonica Group (Japanese rice) is the source of this 2109-nucleotide messenger RNA. RefSeq lists its product as uncharacterized. The record is from RefSeq and is a predicted model, not a curated record. Gene Ontology annotation, biological process: sesquiterpene biosynthetic process. Gene Ontology annotation, molecular function: cyclase activity. Lineage: Eukaryota; Viridiplantae; Streptophyta; Magnoliopsida; Poales; Poaceae.